AUGCAACUCCUCCAUUACCGAUUCUUCCCCUCUCUUCAUUUCGCUUCCCCCACUACUACCACUUUCCGAUUCGCAAAUUGCAAAAUUAGAAAAAUCUCAACAACAUCUUCAAUGUCUUCUUCUUUAUCAGCCUCACCACCACCAUCAUCAUCAGAAGACUUAAAUCAAGUAAUAAAAUACCAUAACCAAACAAAACACAAUUUCUUCAACUACGCAAAAGGUCCAAAUGGUCUUGAUUGGGCAAAUCAACCAAACCCCUUUCGUCGUUACAUCUCUUCUCCUCUCCUUCCAUUAGAACAAACUGAAUCCCUAAUAAAUGAACCACCUUUAUCUUACUCUUCAUUAUUUCAUUCACUCCCAUCAUCAAAACCCAUUACUCAUUCAACAAUUUCUCAGUUUUUCUACGAUUCUUUAGCAUUAUCAGCUUGGAAAACUGCUGGGUUUUCAACCUGGUCACUUCGUGUUAACCCUAGUAGUGGUAAUUUACAUCCAACAGAAGCUUAUAUUAUAUCACCUAAAAUUUCAUCUCUUUGUAAUUCUUCUUUUGUUGCACAUUAUGCACCUAAACAACAUUCAUUGGAGCUCAGAGCUGAGAUUCCUGAAGGUUUUUUACAGAAUUUGUUUCCUGAAGGGUCUUUUCUGAUUGGGCUUUCUUCGAUUUUUUGGCGGGAAGCUUGGAAGUAUGGGGAGAGGGCGUUCAGGUAUUGUAAUCAUGAUGUUGGUCAUGCUAUUGGUGCGGUGACUAUUGCUGCAGGUGAGCUCGGUUGGGAUGUUAAGAUUCUGGACGGGUUGGGGUAUUCUGAUUUGGAAAAACUUAUGGGUUUAGGCUCAGGGUUUAAGGUUCCAUCUGUUAGUAAGAAAGGAAAAUUCCCUGAGAUUGAAUUUGAGCAUCCAGAUUGUGUUCUUGUUGUAUUUCCUAAAGGGAUUGGUGAAUUCAGUGUUGAUUAUGAGAAAUUGAGUUUGAAAAUAUCUGAAGUGUUUUCGGAUUUGGAGUGGAAGGGAAAAGCUAAUGCUUUGAGUAAAGAACAUGUGUGUUGGGAUGUCAUUUAUAAGACUGCUGAAUCUGUAAAGAAGCCGCUGACAAGAGACGGGUUUUGUGUGAAUUCUCUACAGAGAAGUGGGUUGAUUUCGGAAGAGGUGUAUAGAGAUUCUAAAUUGAGGGAGAUUAUAAGGAAGAGAAGAAGUGCUGUAGAUAUGGAUAAUAAAUAUGUAAUGGAAAGAGAGACAUUUUAUCAAAUUCUUUUGCAUUGUCUUCCUUCGGGCGAAGGGGAGAAGCAAGGGAAACAACUUGCUUUGCCAUUUCGAGUACUUCCAUGGGAUGCUGAAGUUCAUGCACUUUUAUUUGUUCAUAGAGUGAAUGGACUAGAGAAGGGUUCGUAUUUCUUGGUGAGAAAUGAAGAUCAUUUUGAUGAAAUUAAAAGACUAACAAGAAAUGAGUUUGACUGGGAGAAGCCAGAGGGUUGUCCAGCUGAUCUCCCGCUUUAUAGACUUGCACUGGGUGAUCAUGCAGCGCUUGCACAGCGGCUUUCGUGCCAUCAGGAAAUUGCCUCAGAUGGCUGCUUCAGCCUGGGCAUGGUUGCUCGCUUUGAGUCGACUUUGCAUGAGAAAAAUGCCUGGAUGUAUCCCCGUUUGUUUUGGGAGACUGGAAUUCUUGGUCAGGUACUAUACCUUGAGGCACAUGCAGUUGGAAUCUCUGCUACCGGAAUCGGCUGCUACUUUGAUGAUCCAGUUCAUUCCUAUCUCGGGCUAGAAGGGUCAGAUUAUCAGUCUCUUUACCAUUUCACAGUUGGAAGCCCUGUGGUCGACAAACGCAUUAUGAGCCUGCCUGCUUAUCCAGGACUCGACAUGGACGCGUAAAACACCUCUUAUCACAUCUCAUGGAUGAAACUUUUGCAAUUACCUUUGGCGUCUUUAACUGUAUCCAUUAUCUGUACAUGCUGAUGAUUUUAUUAUAUCUUAGAAAGAGAGAAAAUAAGGUCAGUUGUUAUAUGGGGUUCAAACCCAGCUCCUGAAAAGAAUUACCGUCAUAGUUUUGUUAGCAGUGUUGCACUUGGUUAAAUAAUCAUACUGUAAAUUUGUAAGCUUCAAUGUCCAAAAGUUGCAAAGGGAUCUUUGUUCAAGUCCUAAUAAAAAGUACCAGUUUUCGAGUGGUAAA
This is a messenger RNA of Papaver somniferum (opium poppy), 2155 nucleotides long. RefSeq lists its product as uncharacterized. The record is from RefSeq and is a predicted model, not a curated record. Bases 1 to 1857 code for a protein of 618 amino acids. The transcript has 3 exons. NCBI's taxonomy places the organism in Eukaryota, Viridiplantae, Streptophyta, Magnoliopsida, Ranunculales, Papaveraceae. Gene Ontology annotation, molecular function: oxidoreductase activity.